CAAACAAACAAUGUGGCAUUGACGAGAUUUGUUCACCCUCGGGCACGCUAAUAAUCUCAUAAGUGAAUUUAAGUGGAACCUUCACAGUCGCGCCCUUCAAAAAGUUCAGAAAGUCCACACGUCGCUCUCUGCCUGUCUGCUUGCCAGACUUCUUUACGGAACGCAACUGUCGGCUUCCUUUCCAUCGACUGAUCUUCCAUUCUUUCCUGUCCAUCAAGACGGCAUUGUGAUAUUUUGCUUCCCAAUCUUUCAUCUGUUGCUCGGCACGGAUAGUUGUCGCACCCCGUUGAGUGGUCCAACUGAUUUCCAAGCUUAGCUUGCUAUCCUGUUCCCAUCCCACUACCUUAAAAUCAACAUGGCGCAAGCAAUGGCUAUACAGCCCAACCGGCCUGGGUUGCAGGCUACUGCACUCACAGCUGAUGAGCUGCGCGAAAUACAGGAGUAUGACAAAAUUGUUCGGUUUCGGGACAGAAUAUUGUCCGGGAGCCAUCCUCGUAUCAAGGCUCCUACCCAAAGCUUGGGAAACGGCCAAAGUAGACCGCAAUUCUCAUCACAGCCUGCCACAGAAACAAUCAGCAGCUCCACACGCCAAAUUCUCACCAAGAGCUACCAAAUAGAUAAUCUGGAGUCCUUCAGGGCAAAUUCGCAUCAAUCAGCUGUUGCUGCCACUGCUGCGCUGGGAUCCUCGAUCACCGGCGUUGGCACAUCCCGGUCGUUUGGCUCAGGCACGACCGAGAUUGAUCCCCUUCUACUUACUAAGUCUGAUGAGCUCAUCAAAGCUGAGCUACAGCUCCAAAGGCAGAAGUUGGAGAGGACUCUAAGAGAACAGCUGGAUCAGUCCCGUGCUGCGAGCAAGGCGGCUCAACAGGCUUCUGAGGAGGUGUCUGACUUCAAUCACUCUGAUGUCCUCGCGAAAGCCCUUACGCUCGUGCAGGCAACUGCGCCACCUGCUCCAGCUGAUGCGAAUCCGCCUGCUAACCAAUCUGAUGCAAGUGACUCAUUCGACGAGAAUACAUUCUAUUCUAGUCAGCAUGACACUCCCGAACCCCAUAUUUCACCUCGCGCUCACAACGCCCCAGAAAGCAUCCAGAUCCCGGAUUCUUUACCCUCCCUGCCUCGGCCGAAUCCCUCUGAACAUGUGCAAUCGUUACCCAAUGCAGGUUUUGCUCCUGGUAGAAACGAGGUUGGGACGUCGCGCCAAGUAUACAAUAGUGGGGGACGACCGCGUGUCCAGGCACCUGUGCCUGAGGUUGUAAACGCUCAAGUUAUCAGUUCUAAUGAAAGCGGUACAACGAGCAGAUCUAACUCCGGCAAUGUCGAUUCCGAACAGCGUUUGAACCAGCCCCGCGUACAGCAACCUCAUCAGCUGUUGGCCGGCCCUCAGCUCAGCCAUCCUGGUUCGCCUCUCAUCAGAGCGCAUAAUCUCUCUCCUCUCGCUCCUCAACCUGCACACGUCUCACGGUUGGCGACAGUGCGGCAACCACCUGUACUAGAUCCAGAAAUAAGCAUACUGCCGGGCGCGCCAGCUCAAGUAGCGGCCUUGAGACAACAGGAAGCUGGCAACGGGACGAGCCCAGAGAGUUCGCCCCAGGGCGAGAAGGGGAAUAAGAAGAAAAACAAGAAAAAGAACAAAAGGAAAGCUGCCGAGUUGAGAGCGCAGGAGCCCCCAGUUUCGCCAUACAUCAAACCCGAGCCGCGUUCCCCAUCCCCUCUUUCCUGUCCACAGUUUACACGACCGAACAAGCGGCAAAGACAAUCGCAUCGACCCCAGCAAGAGCUGAAUUAUGACGAGCCGAGGGAGCCGGUCGAGAUAGGUCGGCAGGAAGAAUAUGUGCCCAGACCUCACCGCGAGGAGAGGUUACCCAUGGGGUAUGAGAGAAUCGAUGAUCCAUAUGCGCGCCCGAUACGCCAGUCAGUGGCUCCUAGCAGCCACAGGUUGGGGCUGCCGGUAUAUGAGGAUUGCAGGCCGGACGAAACCGUCAAAUACGUUCGCCGAGUCGCAUCACCGUCCGGAUAUCCCACGCAGUAUGUUCCAGGUGAGAUUAGAUCAAUGCGCUCAGCGACCUAUUCCUCUGCGGCAGAACCUCUGUAUCAGGAUGGUCCCGUGUACCGUCGCGAUGGACGUAUGAGCGUAAGGCCAGUCGCAGAUCGUGCCCGGUCCCGAUCUCCUGUUCUAACGGAGGCAUGGCCAUCUGCGAUGGCUCCGCCGCGUGCCCUGCCACCGCGAAUAGUUAGAGAUCAGUUUGGUCGUGAAUACCUCGAACCAUCUCCUUCACCCCCUGUUGCACGACACUCGGUUGCACCCGUCGGAAGACCGGAGCCCGAGAUUGUUUACGAGCGAGCGCCAGCGCGCCCUGCGUCUCGACUGCUGGGUCCAGACAAUACGUAUGAACACGAUGGUGUGAUUUACAGACGCGCAUCCCCGACUUUUGCGCCCAGGCGUAUCGUCACCCAGCCAGAAUACGGAGCCGUCGACUACCGUGGUUAUCGGCAACGGGAUUACUCGGCUCAGCCAAUCCCUGCCCCGGGAGGAGAGUAUAUUCAGUACGGAGGAGUCACCGAGAGGCGAAUCAUUGAGGAGAUGCCGCGUGAAUACUCGAGGGCCGCUAGCAUUAGGCCUGCCGAGCCAAUUCGAUAUGAAUACGGUAGAAUGCAGAGCGUCCGGCCGGAUAUGCCACCACGGGAAUAUGCGGCCAGCGUCCACCCCGAAUCGCGGCGUGAGCUUCCACCUCACGUCAUUCCAGAGUACGGUUUCAGACCUGCCGAAACGGGCAUACCCCGACGCGAGUACAGUGCUCGGCCUGUGGAGCGGUAUUGCGACCGGCCAGCGAUGCCCGAGGAGGAAGUUGCAUUCAUUGAGAGGCCGCGUACAGUUCAGCAGGAAAUUGUUUAUGAGGAUGGUCGCAGAAUAGUACCCGUUGGUCCAUGCGUAAAAUGAACCAACACGCGGUACUAUUAGUGCUGUGUCUUCAAUAGUACUGUAACCGCACUAAACCAUGAUACCGUGAAAAGUGCAACGUCACCUACAUAGCACCACCUUGUCACAAUUGAUAAUUGAAGCUAUUUGUAAACG
Molecule: messenger RNA, 3073 nt
Organism: Pseudomassariella vexata
Lineage: Eukaryota; Fungi; Ascomycota; Sordariomycetes; Amphisphaeriales; Pseudomassariaceae
Exons: 1
Coding region: 356-2938 (860 amino acids)
Source: RefSeq, a predicted model, not a curated record